Molecule: messenger RNA, 2511 nt
Organism: Onychostruthus taczanowskii (white-rumped snowfinch)
Lineage: Eukaryota; Metazoa; Chordata; Aves; Passeriformes; Passeridae
Gene: CD59
Product: CD59 molecule (CD59 blood group)
Exons: 4
Coding region: 440-799 (119 amino acids)
Source: RefSeq, a predicted model, not a curated record
CCCAGCGGUGGCCGCGGGGGGAGCGCGCAGGUCCCCGCUGCGGGAGAGAGAAGGGGGCAGAAAGCGGGGAGAAAGGCGGCUUUUCCCGGGAGCCGCGGGGAGCGUUUGGGCGGAGCUGCGUGCUCGGCCCGGGGCAGGUGUGCUCCGGCCGUGGCCGUGCCCUGAGUCACGGCGGCCGCACCGCAGUGCGCUGCGCUGCGCGGCGCGGGCCGGGCGCGGGGCCGAGGGACGGAGCGGCCGCGCACGGCGGUGGAAGGCGGCCAGGAGGCACCGGCACCCGCCCCGCCGCGCCCGGGCACGGCGCGGGCUCAGCCGCUCCCCGCGGGCAGGCGGCCCGUGGUCCCCUUCCCCCUGUCCUCUCCCCUUUUCCCCCCGUGCCGGCAUCUGCGAUGACAGCAGCGGCGGGUCUUGUCCGCCUGCCUCCUCCCAGGGAAGAAGCAUGACCAAGAUGAACUGCAUCCUGCUGAGUGCCUGCAUUGUUCUGAUUAAUUUUUGUGGCUCUGGUUAUACCUUAAGAUGUUACCACUGUGACAACAGCCCUACCCUGUGCAGGACCAACAGCACCUGCUUAACGACUGAAGACACUUGCUUGCAGUUGAAAUUUGGUAAAUUGAGAACUUUCUCCUGCUGGAAGACAUCCCAGUGCAAUGUGAAUGAAAUUGCUGAUUCCUUCCUGCUGGAUAAUUUUGAAUUCUUUUGCUGCCAACACGACCUGUGCAAUGAGGGUGCAAUUACUGGGGUUAACAAAGCAGCCUUCAGUAUUGCUUCUGUAAUGGCCAUGUUAUGGAUGCUCCUGUAAUAAUCCUGAUUUGUAAGAUGUCCUUUUAAGAUGAAGUCACACAAAAUCAUUAACUCUUUUCUAUAUAGCAUAUUUUCAGCUCCUGUCCAUAGGCAGAAACAUUCCCGUGUAAUUUUGUUUCCCAAGGUUCUGUCUGUUAAAUCACUGCCUCCAUUCAUGGGAAGGAGAUGUGUGUUGUUACCACUUAGUGGGUUUUUGAUCUGUCCCCCUGCUCAUGGGGAGGAUCAUCUCUUGUGAAGUCAUGCUACCUUGUGGAGAACCUGGGCAAGCUCCAGUGGGUGAUGUGAAGGAGAAGGAACACUGCAGCUUUUCUGAGGCUGUUGAGUCAGGGGUGGACGAAAUGACUCCAUGGUUUAGAAGGAGAAAAACAGAGAUCCUUUAUUAAGGAUCCUUUGUUAAGAGGUAGCGUGUUUUUAUAACCAGGAUCGCUAAGGUGAAAUCUGAUUGGUCUCAAAGUAAAAACCUUUCACACUCUUGGUGAACUAUGAAUAGCACACUCUGAAGGUACAUAUCAAUAAAUAACAUGAACAGAAAGAGAGAUAAUAAUAGAUUUUAUUCUUCCUCUCUAAAUUUCCCAGGCCUGAAGCCUGGGAGAAUUAUCUUCAAAUGAACUGAGAAUCUCCACACUUUUCUGCUGGAAACUGUCAUUUUUUUUCCUGUCCCAUAAACUGUCAUUAUUUUUGGUUGGCAUUUCUGUGGGUUUUUGAUUUGUUUUGCUUUGGAUCCUCCUUGUCACAAACCAAGCAGUGGAUUUGCCCUCAACACAAGAAGUGUUGGAUCAUAAGUGUACCUUGCUGCAGUCUUUGUGAUGAAUAUGGAAAUAUUCAGUUUCAAGUCAUGUAAACACUUUGUUCCCAUCACUGUACCUUUUUUUUUCCUACAAGCCAACGAUAUAACCUUGUCAAGUGCUGUUAUUUUGGGAGAAAGCAUGUACAUUUCUUAAGCCAAAACCAAAAUAUUACUAUAAGUGAGAAACACUUCUCAUUUUUUUUUAAAAUAUAUAUAUUUCUGUGAGCAUGUAGACAACAUGUGAUAGCUUCUUUUUGGAUUUUCCUCUUACAUUAUCCAUGCUUAGGACUUUAGGUGAGCAUGUGCUUUGCACUGGGUAUUUAUUGGUAUACUGAAAACCAAUUAUAAAAUGCUGAGGAGUUGAAAUGGCACAUGUAGGUUACUUCCCCACCUAGUUAGCUUUUGGGUUUUGUUGAAAACAGCGACAUGUAAACUUAACCCUUCAAGCUUCCACCUAAGUGUAUUAAAAUCUUGCAGAACUUUCUUUCAUAAAUGCCAAUGCACAGUAUAGGUGUGUAUUUAUAUAGCAUGAAUAAUACCUGCUCCAUCUGUAGGUGUGAGAGAUCAAAAUCUGAAAUACUUACAUUGCUCUGCUCUGUGGUGGAGACAGACCUUGGGACAUCUCUGGGACCUGGGGACCCUCUCAGUCAGAUGGGAUGCCAGAUCCUCCUUUUUCUUCUGGAGCUGCUGGCAUAUCCCUGCCAGAGUUGUGUCCAUUGCCAAUGGGAUAUCCUCUUCCUGGGGACCCUCACUUGUGCUCGUGACACCAGUUCACCAGUCACAACAAGGAUGCUGUUCCAAAUCCCUGAUUGUAAUCCACAAUGUACCUUUUGGUUGAGCUUAUUGUAGCUAUGAAAGUGUCCUGGGAUCUCUCCCAUCACUCUAGUUACAGAAGUCGUCCUGUCUUUGAUAAAUAAAAAUGU